ACUGACUUCCUCGUUGCUCCCGUCCAAUAACAGGGACAGAUGGAACAACAACAGAAAGAGAAAGUAAAAAAACAUCUCUCAGGGAAGUCGCUCCAUUGUCGUGCUUGUCGUCCAGCAGCAGUACAGGCAUGCCUUUUCCGACGUGCUAACGCUUCAAAACCUCCCUGUAGUCGAUUAUCCUGUUACAUAAAAGGACAUUUUUGGCGCUUGCUGAGUUCAUCUGAGGUCACGAGGAGGAAAAUGUCCCGCGGGUCCAACGCAGGCUUCGACCGACACAUCACCAUAUUUUCACCAGAGGGCCGCCUGUAUCAAGUUGAGUAUGCCUUCAAAGCCAUCUCUCAUGGUGGGUUGACUUCCGUCGGGAUCAGAGGGACGGACAGCGUCGUGGUGGUCACGCAAAAGAAAGUGCCGGACAAGCUGCUGGACUCAUCAACUGUGACCAACAUGUUCAAACUAUCUCCUCGCAUUGGAUGCGUGAUGACCGGGCACAAUGCGGACAGCCGUUCGCAGGUUCACCGGGCCCGGGUAGAAGCUGGAGAAUGGAAGUACAAGUUUGGCUAUGACAUCAACGCAGACGUGUUGUGUCGCAGGCUGGCCGACAUCUCCCAGGUCUACACGCAAAACGCGGAGAUGAGACCUCUUGGCUGCUGUAUGCUGCUUGUGGCCAUUGACUCCCAGCUUGGUCCUGUUCUGUACAAAUGUGACCCAGCUGGCUACUACUGCGGCUUCAGAGCCACAGCGGUUGGCGUGAAACAGACAGAGGCCAACAGCUACCUAGAGAAGAAACUGAAGAAGAAGCCAGAACUGACCCACGACAAGACAGUGCAGCUGGCCAUUUCCUGUCUGUCUUCUGUUCUGUCGAUGGACUUCAAGUCCAGCGAGUUGGAGGUCGGAGUAGUCACCAAAGAAACGCCUAAGUUCAGGACGCUGUCAGAAGCCGAAAUUGAAGUGCAUUUGGUCGCCAUAGCAGAGCGGGAAUAGGCCAACGGCGCCCUACGAUCAAUCACAGCUGUGUGUUCUGGAACGUGAAUCAUGCACACAUCCAUGAAUCAUGAAAUGCCAUAAGAACGGAUGUAAGGGGGUCUGGAUUGACAGGGAUUGAAGAGACAUCUCUUGUGAAUUGUAUUUCUUUUUUAAAUCAAUAUAAGGUAGCAAUGCAAUGCUUUAAAGCUGACGUUGCAUAAUAAACCAUCAGUUACAAACACAGUCAGUAACAUCACUCCUCCUUAAUUAGUCAACUAAGAGAAAUUGAAUGGCCGUCGACAACAAUAUUUGUCACAGCUCAUUUCAUUACUGUAUGUUCAGAUACCACAUUUCCAUGAGACUCAUGUCAAUCCAUUUGCAGCAAAGUCAAUAAAACAGUACAGAAAUUGUUUUGUUGGUUUGUUGGUUUGAUUCAUGAAAUGUCUAGCUUUUUAUGUUUAUCAUUAGCAGGUAUUUUCUAAUACCUCGAUCAAGUUCAAGAAAUUUUC
Menidia menidia (Atlantic silverside) is the source of this 1472-nucleotide messenger RNA. The record is from the annotation of a GenBank genome assembly. Lineage: Eukaryota; Metazoa; Chordata; Actinopteri; Atheriniformes; Atherinopsidae.